Messenger RNA from Neoarthrinium moseri, 714 nucleotides. RefSeq lists its product as uncharacterized. Lineage: Eukaryota; Fungi; Ascomycota; Sordariomycetes; Amphisphaeriales; Apiosporaceae. The record is from RefSeq and is a predicted model, not a curated record. The coding region runs from base 1 to 714 and encodes 237 amino acids. The transcript has 2 exons.
AUGAAGACCUUCAUUCCUCUCGCUCUUGCCGCCGCCGUUUCUGCCCAGACCUUCACAAACUCGCAGUUCACGAACAGCGCCUCGGUUACGAACUGCGUUGUCAACGCUGGCGGAAACACCUUCACACUAGGCACCGACCAGGGAUGCACUGCUACUAGCACUUCUGCGAGCGCGUCCGCCUCCGGAAGCAGUGGCUCCGGGUCCGGGUCCGGGUCCGGGUCAGGCUCUGGCUCUGGUUCUGCCAGCGUCUCCGGCUCCGCAAAGGGCGGAUCUGCUGCAGCGGCGACGGGCUCCGCCACUGGUUCAGCAGCAGGCGGCAAGGGGGCCUCGUCGUUCACCUCGGGCGGCACCUACACCAUCACCGGCGCCUCGUACACAAGCACCUACGUUGCCACCGGCAGCAACUACGGCUUCGGUAGCGGCUCUGGGAGCUCGACCUUGAGCACCGCCGUCGGAAGCGGCGGCUCCGGCUCCGGCAGCGGUGCAGGCGCCUCGUACAAUGGUACCUACACCAGCGGCGCCACUGGCAGUGCCGGUGGCUCGGCCAGCGCGAGCGCCAGCGCCAGCAAGUCUGCGGGUAACAGUGGUGCCUCGGGCUCUGCAGGAGCUCAAGGCACAUCCGAGUCGUCGGUGCCGUCCACUGGCGGUGCUGCCGUGAAGAGCGCGAGCGGAGUCCUAGCAAUCCUGGGUGCCGCUGCUGCCUACUUCCUAUAA